AAUAUGUGGGUGGGCAACACACACACUAAGAGAGAGAAGGAGGGUUUAGAGAAAGGUGCUACACAAGAUAUCACGAGAAUUGUGUGAGUGAGUGUAGGGAGUAACUGGUUUUAGUUACUCAGAAAAAUACAUCCAGGUGUAGGGUGUGAAAAGUCUGUUUAUAAGUGUCUGUUAUUUAGCGCUUGUAAACAGGGGAGAGUUUUUUGUAUAUCGUUCUGAAAUAGUGAAGAUAUAAUUUUUCUCUCAUAUAUUCUUCUUGUGUUUGUUCUCUCAUUUUUCUGGUGUUCUCAAUAUUUUUCGGUAUCUUACGCGCUUAAAAUCCCAACAAUUGGUAUCAGAGCCUGGUUACAUUUGGGGCGGAGGGAUUUCUAAGCGGUAAGAGAGGAAAAUUGAAGAACUUGAAAAAUGGCAUCAGUAAAAAGUUCGAAUGUUUCUGUCGAACCUUUCGAUGGACGUGGUGAUUUUACUUUGUGGCAACAACGAGUAAAAAGUGUUCUUACUCGGGAAGGGACAAUCAAAGCUCUGAAGGUGAAGGUUCAGAGGACAAAAAAAAAGGACGGAUGCUGAGUGGGCCAAACACCGAAAGAACGACAAACCAGAAAAAUUGUCGGAAGAAGAGUGGGAGGAUUUUGUUAGACAAUAAUAAUAGUAUUACUUGUGGUAGUAUUGGUCGUGGUAGUGUUUCAUUAUUAGUCAGCUUCCUAAUCCUAUUUGUGGUAGAUGUUGUAUGUUAGUUAGUUUUUAUUCUAUAUUCCUAGUUGUGAGUCUCUCCUAUAUAUACUCUAUCAUGUACUUCAUAAUUCAAGGAGCAAUACUAUUAUUCCAAUAUUUCAAAAGUGUUCUUACUCGGGAAGGGACAAUCAAAGCUCUGAAGGUGAAGGUUCAGAGGACAAAAAAAAAGGACGGAUGCUGAGUGGGCCAAACACCGAAAGAACGACAAACCAGAAAAAUUGUCGGAAGAAGAGUGGGAGGAUUUGAAGGACAUGGCAACAAGUACAAUAUGCCUAUGUCUUGCAAAUAAUACUCUUCGGGAGGUUCUCGGUUUGACGGACCCGGUGGAUAUUUGGGACAAGCUGGAGAGCUGGUACAAGUCAAAAUCGUUGACAAGUAGGCUAUACUUGAAGAAACGAUUGUUUGGUCUCAAAAUGGCGGAGGAAGCUAACUUUAAUGGUCAUUUGGAUGAAUUCAACAAGAUUACAACAGAGUUGGAAUCCAUUGAUGUGAAGAUUGAAGAGGAGGACAAGGCGCUGCUUUUAUUGGCUUCAUUGCCUUCAUCUUUUGACAACAUCGUGACCACGCUCUUGUUUGGAAAAGAGACCUUAAAAUUUGAUGAAGUAGUUGCUGCGUUGUUGAUGAACGAGACUCGGCGGGGUGGCAACGGGCUAUCAAAUGAUGGUCAAGCUUUGGUAGCAAAAGGAGCUGGUCGGGAACGAGGACGGUCUAAAGAGAGGGGCGGCGUGUCCCAACGCUUCAAAUCGAGUAGUAAAAGCUUUCGGUGUUACUACUGCGAUGAAGAGGGUCAUUUCAAAAGGGAUUGUCCAAAGAGGAGGAAAGAAAAGAAGGACGGGAAAACCCCCGUGACUGCGAUUGCAGAAAGUUCGAACCAAGCAAGUGAAGAAGACUUGUUUUUGGCAACCGCAAAGAGCCUAGGUAAAUCAGAGUGGAUAUUAGAUUCGGGUUGUUCGUUUCACAUAAGUUCAGUUAAGGAACAGUUUGAUACGUAUCAAACUUGUGAUGGGAGAGCUGUGAAGAUGGCAAAUGGUGCACGGAGCAAGAUUGUAGGGGUCGGAACAGUGCAAGUUCGCAUGUUUGAUGGCGUGGUGAGAACAUUAACUGGAGUGAAACAUGUCUGGUCCGCCGCUGCUCGUGGCCGAGGCCGAGCGCUUGACCUGCCUUCGGAAGCCUCUGGAUGGAAGGCCGGCCGUGGUUGCUCCGAGGAUGACCAACCCUGCUGGGGCCGAGUGCGCAGUACUGCCGAGGCGAUCUUCGCUAGUCUUUGUCCUGGUUUCGCCAAGUGGGCCUUGGCAAAGUUGGGCUGGGCCGUCUUCCUGCUGGGCUGGACACCCCCAUUCCCCGGUAUCCAUCAUGAGUCCCCUACUUCCUCGGUUGAGCGCAGAGUCCCCCGCUGCCCAAGUCGAGUACUGACGAGGGUUGGGGAGUGUCCAACUGGCCAGAUUUACACGUGUCCCUUCAAUUCUGAGAAGAAGCGCCACGUCUCUUCGCAAUUGUGCCUUUUCAUUAAGUCGGGUCGGAUCUCUCUAAUGUAUAAAAUUGGGAAUUCUCCCAAUGUUCUCCACUUUCGCCAUUUUUGCGCCGCAGCUUUGCCAGCUUUGCCGUCGAUUUUGCUCAAUUUCUCCGCUCAGUCGCCGCCGCCGUCGCAGCACCACCUGAAGGUUAGUUCACUCCUCCCCGCUCUCAUGACGUCUUCUGAUUCCAAUCCUUCCACUCCCGCUGUUGACCCAGCGGUGGUUUGUUUCGAAGAAAUGUACCGUCAAAAUCCCUCCCUCCGCCCCGACGGCUUGAUGGGAGGAAUUGACCAUUCUAGGGUUCUGAGUGCGGUGCCUCUCCGUACGUCCGUCACCGUGGCGUCGUCGUCUCAGGCGGCGCCCUCGAAGAAGAAAAAGAAGAAAACAAAAACGGUUCAAAGGAAGAACCCGAGAUCCUUACCCGUUACCGCACUGGAAACGGGUCCGAUUACAAAUACGGGUUGUCUUUUGUUGGACAUUGACUUUGACGAGGCGCUCCGCUUCGUGGGAGAUGGCUACGUGGUGCGCCGACCGCACACAACCAACCAUGUCUUCUCAGUGACCUGCCCCGACGCCGAGGUCAGGGUGCAUGUGGCGUCCAUGCGCUACGGCCUUCGCUUCCCUCCUCACGAUCUGAUAGUCCAAUUUCUGAACUUCUACAAUCUUCUUCCGGGUCAGCUCAGUCCCCACUCCUACUACUGUUUCUCAAUCUUCCUGAUUAAGUGUCACCAGAGGGGAGUCCCCUGGUCUUUGGAUUUGUUCCAUUAUAUGUUCAAGAUUUCCAAAGUGGGGGCCCUUGAAGGAAAUUCGUAUGCCGUCGUUUCUUCCCAGGCCGAGUGUGGCAUGGCCGUCUUUCCCUCAUCCUUGAAACUCUGGAAGGCCAAGUUCGUCUUCAUUUCUGGUUUUCCCGGGGGCCGGCAUCCAUUUCAAGCCAGGUUCCCCGCCUGUCAUACGUUCAUUCGUCAUCCUCGUCCCCGGGCCACUCCCGAGCUUUGCGCACACAUGCAGAAACUCUUGGAGGACUGCCGGCCGAAACCGCCCCACGUGUACACGAUCUGUACGGAAAAGAAUUUGGCGGGGGUGGGGAUGCUUUUCUCCCUCGAGCGUCAGUUCGAGUUGACCGAGGCCAUGCUUGGGGGCCGUCCCAAACAUGGGCUUGAGGAGAGUGCUCCGAGGUCAGAGGAUCUGGAAUCGGAGGGCGAAGAGGUGGAGGAUGACGAGGAGGUGGAAUCCGACAAGGAGUCAGAACAGCCAUCCUACUCCGAGGGGAUUGCUGACGCAGGGGAGAUGAAUCCGGUGGAUGUUAUUCGUAAGGCCAGGCUGCUAGCCCGAAAUCGCAGUAGGGGAGAAGAGGUUCAACAAAAGACUCCAUCUGAGGAUGCAUCUGGGUCCAUUGUUCCCGUCCCGAACCUGGAGGCGGCCCCGACUCGGAACCAGAGGAAGAGGAAGGUUAUCCAAGUCGAGGAUGAAGAUAACGCGUCCGAGCAGGACAUGGCAUCGAACCAGGGUCCAUUGAGCAAACGGCCGGCCGAUCGUCUGGAUGGGAAGUGCCCCACCUCCUUCGAAAAGGCUGAUGGGGAUGUUCAUGCCGAGGCCGAGGUGGCAUCCUUAACUGCGGUGCUGAAGGACGAGGAUGAGAUCCUCUCGUCCUUGCAAAAGCUGGUGGAUGGAUUCCACAAAAAGGUAUCGGCGAAAUUGAGCUCAAUCAGCAAUCGCCGAGCUGGGCCUGAAUUCUCCUCAGGCGUGGAUUAUUUGGCCUCGGUGGAAACAGAGUUGUCCCGCCUAAGGAAAUUGGCGGAGACCGAGCACGAACAAGCCGCCGAGCUUGAAAUGCAAGCUGUGGCGAAGUCUGAGGAAGUGGUCCGACUGCAGGGCCUUCUGAAGGAGUCGGAGGAAUCAGCCUCCCAGUUGACGGCCUCAAUGUCCGAGCUCGAGGGGCGACUGCGGCAGUCAGAAGGUCGGAUUUCCGAGCUGGAUAUUGAACUGGCCGAAGCUCUCUCCGCGCAGCGGUCAGUGGAAACAGAGCGGGAUCGGCUUCUCGUCGAGAAGGAACAAGUCGUUGCUGAGAAGGAGCGCGCCAUCCCCGAUUUCCUUCAGUCCCCAUCUUUCAAAGAAGCCUGCCUAGAGAGGAUGUCCGCCUACUAUGCAGAUUGGCUCAAAACCGAGGCCGGCACUGAGAAGAUGGGAGUGGAGGGAACGAAGUGGUUCGAGAGCGGCGUCUAUCAUGGGAUUCAGCUCGUCCUCCGUCAGGUCAGAAGAGUAGAUCCGUCCUUCCCUCCGCCUGGGGUCGAAAUUCCCGAGAUGCAUGAUCCCAACUUGAACGACGAGCUCGGGGAGAAUCCAGAUUACCUUGGGACGCCCGAGCACGAGGAUACGGGUGCAGAUAAGGAUGUCGGCGAAGAACCACUCUCAGAUGUCCUUCCUUAAUGUUUUCCUUGUAAUGUUUGAAAUCUUAUCCCUUGUUGUAAUGAAGAUUUGAUUACUGUUUCGUUGCAUGCGUGAAUAGUUGAGUAGACUUCUGACAUUAUUUAUUUGAAUAAAUUUGAAUUGCGCCU
This is a messenger RNA of Cuscuta campestris, 4801 nucleotides long. The record is from the annotation of a GenBank genome assembly. Lineage: Eukaryota; Viridiplantae; Streptophyta; Magnoliopsida; Solanales; Convolvulaceae.